Molecule: messenger RNA, 4875 nt
Organism: Alternaria atra
Lineage: Eukaryota; Fungi; Ascomycota; Dothideomycetes; Pleosporales; Pleosporaceae
Exons: 13
Coding region: 1-4875 (1624 amino acids)
Biological process (GO): regulation of transcription by RNA polymerase II
Cellular component (GO): mediator complex
Molecular function (GO): transcription coregulator activity; transferase activity
Source: RefSeq, a predicted model, not a curated record
AUGGAGUCUAUGGUCAAGGAAUGGACGGCCUUUUUGGAUAGGUGCCUCGAACGGCGUAUCGCACCUGAUUUGUUCGCUGCAGCCGUCGCGCAGCUCCACGCGAAGUCUCCACUGCCCGGCCGGAAGCUUGCUGCUCUGGUUCUUCGACCACGCGUUGCAGGAUCCAAUAACGUCGACCCACGCUCCAUCGUCUUUCUCGAGCAGCUACUGGCCGUAAAGAAGGUCGAUGCCUCUGACGUUCUGACGUUGACCUUCCUGUACUCCAAGGAUCGCCUCCCGGUCAAGACAGGUGACGAGAAACCAGCCAAGGAGGCGCAAUGGGACAAUCCGCCAGAACUCGAGGAAAUUGUGUUUCAUCGCUUGCACAAAGCUUUUGCCGCAGAGGAGCGCCCUAUCAACAACACCGAAGGUCUGCGCACGCUUACUGUCUUGACAAGAUGGAUGCAGGCAAUGGUGACAUCGCAAACCAGUGAUAGCAUGAUCCAGGCCAUGGCUGGCAUUCAACAACCCCAGCAGCACUCUAUCAAUGUUCGGGAAGGUCUUGCAAUGCUUGUUAUUGGCGUAAUAGAGAACUCAAAGAUUCUACGAAUUUUGAACAACCCCAAGGGCAAAGAUAUACGCAAGAGUUUUGUUCAAUCCUUCUCUUCAUUUAUCCCGUUUCUCUCCAACAAUUCGGGUGGAUCGCAUCAAUCGUUGCAACUAGCAGAACGACUGGAACUCUCACAGAAACGGCAUGAUUUCUACGAAAAGCUACCUAACGUAAACGGCGAGGAAAAUGCAAAUGCCGGUCUUGAAGUCGCGGCACUUCAGCUCGAUGCCGUAAUGGAGCUCCCGCAAGUAAAUACGCGAGCUGGUCUCUAUGUCUUCUUGAACGCCUUGCUUGUCGCACGGCCACUUACUGAUGAUUUCAUUAUCAUCAACCAUCUUCAUUCGCGAUACAAACUGGAAGCCCAGAACAUGGCCACAGACUUGAUCACCGCCGCUUUUGAUGUCCUUGCCAACGGUAUGUAUCGCAGUGAACCGCCGCAGACGAUGUUCUACCUGAAAUCAUUCUUGAUCAACAAGGUGCCCUUACUUCUCGCACAGAUAACCGGGUCAAUAUUUCCCAUGACAGUCGAGAUGUGUAUCACACAAGCACUCAGCCAUGUGGAUCCCAAUGCUUUCCCAUCAUUCUCACAGGGAUUCGACGACAUCAUGGGAAGUAAUAACUCCCUCUCUGAUGUUAGGCAAGACUUCCUUAACGCAUGCGCGCUUCAUGCUCUCAUCCCAGCGGGUACUGUAGAGCGUUUACUUGGCGAAGCCCCCAUGCAGGGCCCACCAGCGAAGAGACACGAGAGGAAGGAAUUGCUAAACCAGUGCAAGUCAAACUUCGACAAAAUCAGCACAUACAUUGACGAGCUUGAGAGCCUUGACGGAAACGCCGGUGCCAUUGUUGCUGCUGUUACGGAUUUUAUAGCACACCUCUGUGAAACUCAAACGACCAUGUACUUGAAGCAACUAUCCUCGUUGAUCUUCAAGAAACCGCAGGCAAUGGAUGUGAUGCUCCAAUUCACUUCGCCGGCUAGCAUUCUGCGACCACUAUGCCAGUUUCUCGAUGACUGGCACUACGACAGCGAUCAAGGUGAAUAUCAACCGGUAUAUGACGAGUUCGGUGCGAUACUUGUUCUCAUCAUGGCCUUUGUAUACCGCUAUGAUCUUACGUACCACGACAUCGGCAUCGGCCAUGAUACAUUCAUUGCCAAGCUUAUGAAACGUGGUCAUCAUAGCAUGCUGCCUGACGAAUUGAGCGAAGAGCAGGGCAAGUAUCUUGGUAACUGGCUGAAAGGACUUUAUGACGCCGACAAGGAAGGGCUAAGCAACGAGGUUUUUGCAUCUUGCCGUCCACAAGAUUUUUAUCUCAUAGUUCCCACAUUGUUCAGGCAGACAGUCGUGGCAUGCUCGACGGGCGUCCUGUCAUUUGAGUCGGUCAAGGGUGGUUUGGAAUAUCUUGGAGAGACUUUCUUAUUGCCGUCCUUGAUCGAAGGUCUUACCUGGAUGGCCUCGUAUGCGCUCCUUCAAACGCACAACGAUCUUGAUUCAAUGAUCCGCAUCUUUAACGAAGUCAUAUUAACGACUCCCUCUUCUGGGGACGCACAAGCUAUGCAUUCGACUAUAAUAGCGAUGGUGUCUAGUCGUCUGGAGAAGUGCUUCCGCACGCUACAGCGGCGCGAACCAAACCGUACGACACUUGAGCCUUUCAUUCAGGCGAUCAAAGUUCACGCAUACUAUGAGCGUUCCAUAUACGCUAGCUUGAAAGAAGUAGACCAGUGGACGAAUGCGCCGAAUAGCACUCUGAACACGUCUUUACGACACACCGUGCAGCAACUAUCGCAGUGGGCUUCCACUUCGUCACUGCAGCCUAACCCACCUAGCUAUACCCAUCGCCAAAUCUAUGCAUCACUGAAGAUGCUUGGUGCUACCAGGACGCUGCGCGCCAUUGUGGAUGAGGUGAAAGCGCAAACAGAUGCUGGCAACGGUGCGGCUGCGCUAGAUAUUGGGGUGUCCAUCAUCUGCGCUCCUACUGUUGAGGAUAGCCCCAUAACAGUAGACUGGGUAGGAAGCUCAAUACCAGCGCCGCCACCACAGAGGAAUCGCAUGAACCUCCGCGAGAUGCUUAAGCAAGAGUUUGAGAGCGCUGCAAAUCUGGUGGCAACAGAUCCCCUGACGGCGGAGACGAUAGUACGCCUGCACCGCCGCGUAGAAGCGCACUUUGUCUCCCUCAGCGAAGCUGGUCUACAAGCACCGCCUAUCAACAUCCCCAGUGUCAACAUAGCGGACAUGCAAUCACAAACCAUAUCCGACGAUCUGAACCGAGCUAUCGAUGAUGCGGCUGCUGCGACGGUUGUCGAUGAUAUUUCCAACAUGGACAACAAAGCGCUCCAGCGCAGUAUGGACGAACUUACCGGUCCUGAAGGCUUGGAUCUGUCGAGCAUCGGCAUGGGUAAUGGUGAUGCAGGUGCAGGCGAUAUGAGCACAGAUCUGGGUAAUCUACCUGACUUGAAUCUCGGUGAUAUGGGUAGCAUGGGCAUGGAUAUGGAUAUGGAUAUGGACAUGAACAUGGGUGGCGGCGGAGGAGAUGAUGACUGGGGCUUGGAUUUCGAUAACAUGUAUGGUCUCGGAGAACUCCUCAGCACAACGUUUGCCAGUGAAGGCGCGAAUGUCGCUAUCAACUACUUCAACCGUAUUGAGCCGGCACAGAAAGUGCAGAAGGCAUGCCAAGCACAUGGUGUCAAAGCUAUCAUUAUCAAAGCGGAUAUGACCUCAACGGCAGAAGCGAAGAGAGCGGUUAGAGAAACGAUCGAGCAGCUGGGUGGACUGGAUAUUGUGCUUGCUAACGCGGGUUGGACACGCUUUGCUGAAUGGAAAGAUCUCGACUCCAUGAGCGAGGAAGAGUGGGAUAAAUGCUGGAACGCCAAUGUCAAAGUACCAAAGGCCAUACUGUCUGAGGCGAGAGCUACAUUCGAUGCUAAUCCUGAUGGUGGGCUUAUGAUUACUACAGGUAGUAUUGCGGGUGUCAGCCAGGGCGGCUCAAGUAUGCCUUACUCUGUUACCAAGGCAGCACAGCUCCAGCUCGUCAAAUGCCUUGCUGUCACUGUUGGACCCAAAAUCCGUGUCAAUACGGUCCUCCCAGGCUUACUGUUGACUGAAUGGGGCCUUAAGUAUUCCGAGGAAAGGAUUGAACAGCUCAAGAAUGCUGCAGCGUUGAAGCACGACACCUUCUUGGAUGAUUGCGUGGCCGCGUUUGUCAUGUUGGCAAAGAACACAAGUAUGACUGGUCAGGGCGUACAGCGAGUGGGAAUGUGCACACCGUGGCUGGAAGCCUUCCCCCACACAGCGAAACCCAUCCUCGAAGAGAUUGACGAAACACUCAAAAUCCCCCUGACAAGGACGAUAGAGUCUGGUACCAAUGCCGAACUCACACGAACUGAGAAUGCGCAACCGGCCAUUAUGGCAACCUCAAUUCUCAUACUACGGAUAUUGGAGCAGGAGUUUGGCUUCAAGACCGACGAGCGCGUAGACAUUACACUGGGACAUUCACUCGGGGAAUUCGCGGCCCUGGUAGCAGGGGGCUACCUCAAGUUUCAGGAUGCACUGAAAAUGGUACGGAGACGAGCCGAGGUCAUGAGCAAAUGCAGUCAAGAAGCAGUCGAACAAGAAGGCGGCGAGUUUGGCAUGGUCGCCCUAGUCUGCGAAUCUGAGGAGCACAUGCAGUCCCUCAUCAACGGCAUACACGAGUUCCUCGCACUAGGCUCCAAAGCAGACUCCCACGACCACCUUCCAGCCGUCCAACAGGUAUCAAUCGCAAACCUCAAUUCGAAGAACCAAAUCGUCCUCAGCGGCAGCAUCACCCGUAUCAAUACCUUGCUUACGAAUCUACGCCAGUUUGGCGGCCACGAUCCCCGACACGUACGCUUGAAAUCUGAUGCCCCCUUCCACAGCCUCCUCAUGAAGCCCGCGCAAGAAACCAUGAAACGCAUACUCCACAAGGAAAAUGAGGACGGACGCGACAUCGUCACAUGGCCGGGUAUCAUGCCGUGCAUAUCAAACGUCUCGGGCAAGCCCUUCCAGGACAAGGAGCAGCUGAAAGAUCUCCUAGCACGAAGCUGCGUCGAGACGGUGCAGUGGUGGAAGAGCGUAAAGUAUCUACAUGAGCAAGAGAAGAUUAUGCGUUACGUGGGUAUUGGGCCAGGGAAAGUAGGCAGGAAUCUUGUGGGCAAAGAGGUGGGUAUGAAGGGCUCGGUCAAAGGGGGUGGGGUUUGGGGCAUUACAAGUCCAAAGGAGAUGGAGGAGGUGGUUAGGGCCUUGGAUGAUACUGAAAAUGUUGAGGUGGAGUGA